AUGGCCUGCUUUGGCCGUUGGUCCUGGCUGCUGCUCGCGUUGGCAGCACUGGAGGAGACGCAGGCUUUCACAGCGACAUGGAGCCAAGUCACGCCCUCCGGGAGUGAACCAUCGGCACGAUGGGGGCACAAAGCCGUCCUCACGACCUCAGGCGCCUGCUUCUUUGCCGGCUCGGAUUCUUCUAGCAGCUAUUUCGAAGAUUCCUGGUGCUUCGAUUUGUCCGCAAGAUCUUGGGACGAGAAGUUUACCAACUAUGGCCCCCUGUCUCGCCGCAAGCAUAGCGCUGCAGCGUACCAAGAGAGGAUGUGGAUUUUUGGUGGUGAGGACAGUAGCGGGCAAACGAGCAGUGACUUGUGGGAGCUGAAUCCGCAGGACUCUAGCUGGACACAGCUUCAUAUUUCGGCGGCUACACCACCGGGACGACGCGGACACAGUGCAGUGAUGAUUUCCGGGAUGUUGUACGUGUUCGGUGGAUACAGCAGCGGAGGUGUCCUGAAGGACCUGUGGUCGAUUGACACCCAGGCAGGAGCUCCCACAUGGCAGGAGAUUUCCAGCAUGACCCCGGCUCCUUCCGCGCGUGAAGACCACAGCGCAGUAUUGAUGAACUCUGCGAUGUGGAUUUUCGGCGGAUCUGCUGGCGGUGGGGCUAUGAACGACGUGUGGUUCGUCGAUUUGUCACAGGCGCCAGGGUUUUGGACGGAGAUCUCCACGAGUGGAACGACUGUCCGCCGAACCGGGCACAGUGCCCAUGUGCACUCCGACAAGAUGUGGGUCUUCGGUGGGCAUGAUGGAGGGGGCUUUUCGGCUGCGCUGGCAUACCUCGAUCUGACGGAUCCGGGCGGCUCCUACAGCUGGUGGGAAGACACAUCUUCAAGUGGAACCAGGCCAGCCGGCCGGCUGCGACAUGCAGCGGUUCUGGACCAAAGCCGGCUGUGGGUGUUCGGCGGAUCAUCCACCAGUGGAGACCUGAAAGAUGUGUGGUACGUUGACCUCGAGGCGGCGACAACGACGACCAGCGUCUCCACGACGGUCAGCGGCACCACAAGCAGUAGCCUGUCGGCGACCAUGAGCAGCACCACUACAAACACUGGAACCAGUAGUUCGUCCACCACCACGGCAAGCAGCACCAGCAGCAGGACCAGCAGCAGCACCAGCAGCAGCACCAGCAGCGCCAGCAGCAGUAGUACCAGCAGCGGUAGUAGCACCAGGACCACCAGUGGUAGCAGCACUGCUUCGAUGACCAGCUCAUUGACUGCGAGCAGCAGCAGUUCAGUCACGAGUCAUUCAAGCACGACGACUGGCAGCACGAGCAUCACCAUGACUCUGACCAGCAGCACAACUGUCAGCAGGACAGUGUCCAGCACUUCAACCAGCAGGUCUAGCACUUCCAGCACAACAUGGACAGACAGCACAACCAGCAGUGCUAGCAGCACCUUGAGCACAAGCAGCAGUGCAACCAGCACGGUCAGCACAACCAACAGUGUGACAAGUACAGUCAGCAUAUCGUCCACAUCCAGCACGAGCAGCUCGUCGAUCUCCGCAAGCACCAGCGCCACGACCAGUACCAGCAGGACGACAACCAACACACGCACCACUGCGACGAGCAGCUUCACGACUUCGGCCACCACGUCCUCUACGACCAGCACAGGGACCUACUCGACCACCACCACGGCUACCGGGACGACCAUCACCGUCACGGGAGCCGGGCUUGAGUUGAAGAGGCAAGAGGAGGCCUUCGAAGCCUCCGCAGCCAUCGAAAGAGCCGAGGAGGUGGCCGUCCAAGAGCUGUUGGCUGUUUUGGGGAACCAGACGCAAAGUUCGGAGACAGGAAUUCUGGUGGAGCUGGAGCCGGUGGAGACCGAAGCGGGUCUGGUGAAGACCGCCGCGCUGGCCUCAGAAGGCCUUGCUGUCGACAACGUCACGGUCAGCGCGCCGGGAGGAUCGAAGCUGGCGAUCCCGACGACAGUUCUGACCAAAGCCUCAGAGCUCUUCAACGAAUCCGGGCCGGUCCUCCUGAGCUUGACGAGCAUGUCCAGCGACAAGGCAGCGAAGUUCGUCGAUCCGAGCCGGGGAACUGAAGGAGAGCCCACGACUUCCGUUGUCUCGGACACGCUGAGCAUCAAUCUAAGAGGCCCGGACGGAUCCGAAUUGAAAGUCGAAGGCUUGUCUGAGACAGAUGCCAUCGAACUGCAGCUAUCCGUUCGUGAGGAGAACGCGAGUGCGAUGUGCGCUUUCUGGGACGAAGAGGCGCAGCGAUGGUCUGUGGAAGGCGUGCAGACGGUUCCCGGAAGCAGCCCGGGACAGCUCACCUGCCGAACGACUCACCUCUCCAUUUUCGCUGCCGUGGCCGGCUUCGUCGCAGACACUGUGUUCACGAAGAUUUCGUGCGCGACGCCCUGGGACUAUCUUGCGGAGACCGGUCUGGCCAAUCUUUCUCGGAGUGAUAGACUGCUGUCUCUGCCGGCCGUCGUCACUUACGUGGUCAUCGCUCUCUUUAUGCUGGUCUUGGCGCGGGCCAUCUACGUCGACCGCCGGGCUGCGCGCGCUCUUCCUUGGGAGGAACGGUGGCUCGUGCUCCUUCAAACCACGGAGGAGGAGACCGAUGAGCCGGUGGUAGAAGCCAGGAAGGGCUGCGCGGGUCGUGCAGAUGGGCUGCUGCGAGGUGCUGCGGACAGCAGCAUCCGCAUGAUCCACUCACACCGCAGCGGCGUUACGGUUGACAGCUUGGACAUCUUGCUGAAGCCAGGCGAGAAGUUCGAACAGCAGGUCGCCGAGGCAAGCUCCGUUCAAGCUCUCAGCGCCAUUCCGGGCCGAUUCUCGCAGUUCGUUCACUCGGUGGCGCAGAAAUCAGAGGCGGUCGUUGGGCAGUUCAUGACCCAGUUCGGCGUCCGCGCUCAUGGGAGCUCUGCCGUCCACUUCGUGCUGAAGCAGCCCUGGUGGGCUCGCGUUGGGCUUCUGUUUCUGGCGGGCCAUCCCUGGCUGGACCUCACGCGCGUGAACUUGCGCAUCUCCUUCAGGGUGCGUGUGGCGCUCCUCUUCCUGGAGGUCGCCACGACGGCGAUGCUGGCAGCGGUAUGGUUCACCAGCGACGCGACGGUAGAGGACAAGGAGGAGUGCCGAAGGGCUGACUGGAUCGCCAACUUCCUCGAGCGGCUCAUUCAGCAGGCCGUGGUGGCUUUCUUCGCCCUAAUCCUGGGGAAUCUGGUGAUCCUCGGGCUUUUUCUGCUACAACGGCCAGCUGUGGUGAAGAGGCAGGAGUGGACCGAGGAGCUGUCGAAGCGCCAGCAGAGGAGCUGGAUUUGGCGCAACCGGCUCUUUUGGUUCCUUUGGAGUCUGCAGAUGAUUGUCUGCUUGUUCUACAUCGUCGUCUUCCUGGCCAAUGUGAGCCCCGAGGAUGCCUCCACUUGGCAGCAGACCGUGGCUUUGACUCUUGUCCAGUCCUUGAUUCUCUGGCCCCUGAUCAUGGCCCUGGCCUUGGCUUCCGUGGUGAGCCUCUCCCUGCGAAGUCGACGCACCCGUGAGAGCAUCGAGAAGCGUUGGCUCGAGGACGCGGCCAAGGCGGCCCGGGCCGACGAGGCAAGGGCGGAGGAGCCCUUUAGAAUUGGCGUCCGCGACCGCGAUGCCGCAGAAGACCACGCAGGAUCAACGCCUGAACCCUCGGCCGGCGAGGCCACCCGCCGCAAGCGUGUCCAGUCCAUGGAAGUCGAGGACUUCGAAGCAAUCUUGCCGGGUAUGCCUCACUGA
This is a messenger RNA of Symbiodinium sp. CCMP2592, 3744 nucleotides long. The record is from the annotation of a GenBank genome assembly. Lineage: Eukaryota; Dinophyceae; Suessiales; Symbiodiniaceae.